UGACUUCGGCGGAAAUUCUGAACACGUUUGGAUCGUUUCUUUCAAAAUUCGGGGAUAAUUUUAUUACCACUUGUUUCGAGGAUUUCAAAUGACAGACUAGUGUAAUAAGAGCGGUCAAAAUGGAAAAGAAAAUUGUUAAUUUGAAAAGUAUAAACCCUAAUUUCAAGAAUAUCGAAUAUGCAGUCUGCGGACCACUUUCCAUACGUGCGUCGGAAAUUGAAAAAGAAUUAAAACAGGGCAUUCAAAAGCCUUUCAGCGAAGUCAUCCGUGCCAACAUUGGAGAUUCCCAGGCAAUAGGUCAAAAACCUGUAACCUUCAUUCGGCAGGUUUUAACUUUGUGCAUGUAUCCAGCGUUGAUGAUAGAUGACAGAUUUCCGGAUGAUGUUAAGGAAAGAGCUGAAAAUAUCAUAAAAGCCUGUGGCGGAAACAGCAUUGGUGUGUACACGGAAAGUACUGGAUUAGAAAUAGUCAAGCGCCAUGUUGCGCAAUACAUAAAGAAAAGAGAUGGCUUUCCUGCAGAUUACUCAAACAUUAUGCUGACAACGGGCGCAACGGAAGGUAUCAAAAAUGUCUUCCGUUUGAUGAGUUAUUCUGCAAAUGGAAAAAGACCUGGCGUAAUGAUUCCUAUUCCACAAUACCCUCUUUAUUCUGCUACAAUUGCUGAAAACGGAAUGCAACAGAUCAACUACUAUCUGGAUGAAGACAAUGCUUGGGCUUUAAGUAUUGCUGAAUUGAAACGAUCCCUUAAAGAAUCAAAAAAUAUUUGCCAACCAAAAGCUUUGGUUAUUAUUAAUCCUGGAAACCCCACAGGUUCUGUUCUCACUUACGAAAAUAUUCAGGCGAUAAUUAAGUUCGCAUUUGAAGAAAAACUGCUCCUCAUUGCUGAUGAGGUGUAUCAGGAUAAUGUAUACGUUUCUGGCACCCAGUUUCAUUCUUUCAAAAAAGUAUUGAUGGAAAUGGGCGAGCCUUACAAGAAGAUGGAGCUGGUCUCCCUCAUGUCUGCUUCAAAAGGCUAUAUGGGCGAGUCCGGAGUUAGAGGUGGAUAUGUCGAACUGGUCAAUUUUGGUCUAGAUGUUAAGAAAAUGCUAUUCAAAUAUGCAUCUGCCGAUGGAUGUCCUAAUGUAUUAGGACAAGCCACGAUAUAUUGUAUAAUGAAUCCUCCACAAAAAGGAGAACCAUCUUAUGAUCUCUUCGUCAAGGAAAAAACAGCGAUUUUGAAGUCUCUGAAAGAACGUGCCCUGAUGGUCGAGAAUGCGUUCAACCGAAUGAAAGGAAUAAAAUGUAAUGCCGUCGCUGGGGCAAUGUACGCAUUUCCGCGAUUGACAUUACCAGAAAAAGCUAUUGAGAAAGCUAAGUCUUUGGGGCAAACUCCCGAUUUCUUCUACGUCAUGCAACUGCUGGAAAACACAGGAAUCUGUUUCGUCCCUGGAAGUGGAUUCGGUCAGUUGCCUGGAACGUUCCAUUUCAGGACAACCAUUCUACCUCAACCGGAAAAGCUAAAGAUUAUGUUGAAAAAAUUUGAGGAAUUUCAUAAUAAAUUUUUGGAAGAAUAUAAAUAGGCAGUUUCAAGAGUAACAGAUCUUCACUUUCUUAUUUGAAGUUCUUUCAGAAAAGAAGCUUUAUUUCAUCAGAAAACAUUUUAUUCGAAACAUUUGUUCGAUUUAUUCCGACCUGCGCAUAAAGAGAGCUUGUUACAUUUCUGAGACACGCAUCAAUGUUUCAGACAUAUAAAAAGUAUUUGGAAUGAUUAACUAGUUAUUUGAAAUAGAAAUUUGUAAGCUAUUUUUCGGAGCAAUUUUAUAAAAAAACUGCACAAUUUUAUGAGCAUUUUUAAUACAUAGUUGCAUUUACUUACUUUUAUGUUUAAAGUUGAUUGUA
Molecule: messenger RNA, 1878 nt
Organism: Argiope bruennichi
Lineage: Eukaryota; Metazoa; Arthropoda; Arachnida; Araneae; Araneidae
Product: alanine aminotransferase 2-like
Exons: 14
Coding region: 120-1559 (479 amino acids)
Biological process (GO): biosynthetic process
Molecular function (GO): L-alanine:2-oxoglutarate transaminase activity; pyridoxal phosphate binding
Source: RefSeq, a predicted model, not a curated record